AUGUCAAAGUCACUCGGCAAUGUGGUUAAUCCCUUCAGCGCAAUGAGCCGUUUCGGGGUCGAUGCAAUCCGUUGGUAUAUGGCUAGGGAUGGCGGCAUCUUGAACGACUCACCGUACGAGAACUCGUUCAUCAGCGCGCGUUACAAGAAGGAGCUCCAGGCCCAGAUUGGCAACUUGCUGAACCGGAUCGUCAGGGGCAAGUUGUGGCAUCUACCGUCCUGUAUAGAAGCUUGUGAAGAGGAGCUGAUCACCAUGUCCCCAAAACAUCAGGAGAUGAUCAACUUUAUCGACACCCGGGAAAAGAUGAAGCAUGCCGUGAGAGCGAUGAAUGAAUCCAUGGAAAAGCUUGACAUCCGCGAGGCAACAACGCUUGCGGUUGACCUGUGCCGGUCUGCGAACCAGCUUCUUGGAUCGUCCGAGCCAUGGAGACUCUCGCAAGAACCAUCCCCUGAUAAUGAACGGAAGUUGAGAUGGAUCAUUUUCGAGAUGGCUGAGACUCUGCGGGUUGCCAUGAUUCUUUUACAACCAGUCAUGCCGGACACAAUGGCUCGGGGGUUAGACAUCUUAGGCGUGCCGGUAGAACAUCGUUUUUGGAAACCUAAUCUGGCGGAGGUGUUUCCCGAGUACGGUACGCCUAUGUUCGAUCUGGGACCUGUGCCAAAGUCUGCUGGCAGGAAAGCGGGUAUCUCUGCCUCUAUUCUAUUUCCGCCUCUGCAAUCCGACGACUGA
Molecule: messenger RNA, 729 nt
Organism: Cyphellophora attinorum
Lineage: Eukaryota; Fungi; Ascomycota; Eurotiomycetes; Chaetothyriales; Cyphellophoraceae
Product: putative methionine--tRNA ligase, mitochondrial
Exons: 1
Coding region: 1-729 (242 amino acids)
Biological process (GO): methionyl-tRNA aminoacylation
Molecular function (GO): methionine-tRNA ligase activity; ATP binding
Source: RefSeq, a predicted model, not a curated record